This is a messenger RNA of Cutaneotrichosporon cavernicola, 3072 nucleotides long. RefSeq lists its product as uncharacterized. Gene Ontology annotation, biological process: regulation of DNA-templated transcription; DNA-templated transcription. The transcript has 10 exons. Gene Ontology annotation, molecular function: zinc ion binding; DNA binding; DNA-binding transcription factor activity, RNA polymerase II-specific. The record is from RefSeq and is a predicted model, not a curated record. Bases 1 to 3072 code for a protein of 1023 amino acids. Lineage: Eukaryota; Fungi; Basidiomycota; Tremellomycetes; Trichosporonales; Trichosporonaceae.
AUGUCUCAACCCCCCGCAUCCAAGGGGUAUCCACCACUACCAAAGGGCAUCCCGCAGCUGCCACCAUUUCCUCAACUCCUCCAUCUCAAGGACUCGCCUUCCUCGCGUUCCGCACGAUCCCACUCUGAAGGUAUCGUCGACGACGACAGUUCACAGAUCGUCAUGAGCGGCGACGAGGAAGAGCAGGAGGAGGUGGCCGGCCCCAAGGAGGUCAAGAAGGAGAAGAAGCCGCACGCUACUCGCCGCCGUGUCGUGCAAAGCUGCUCUGAAUGUCGAAGGCGAAAGAUCAAGUGUGAUAAAAAGUUCCCUUGUGGACCAUGUAUUUUGAGGCAAGAUCAGGCUCGCUGCCACGAGGUCGGCACUGCGGAGAAGCAGCUUGUUGCAUCUUCCAAUUACGCCACGACCCAAGAUCUUGCAAACCUCGCUCAUCGUGUCGAUGCUCUAGAGGCGGCACUCGUCAAGUCGGGCUCGAUUGUGCCCGCUGAUCUUGAGAGCUUCCUCUCGCAGAUCCGCACAAAGGUCCAGACAACACAGGCUGUGGAGCGGCCCCAUUCUGGGCGGGCCUCGACUGGUCUUGAAGACGACGACGACAACGUCAGCGACACGGAAGGGGCGGCCCUCACACUCGAGCACUUAGCGUUUGGUCGGUCCCGUGUCGACGGCUCCCAUUCACUGCCCGUGCUCGGCGGUCGCAAGGAGUCGACCAUCAGCAAAGCGCCAGGUCAAGGGUACCAUCUUGCUCGCUCAGGCGUUGCUGCUGGCGAGGGGGACAUGCAGUCCUUUGUCGCGGGUACCGCUUCGUACGACCUCCAACCUGCCCGUAACGAAGAGGAGCGCCGCUCGCGUUUCCUUGCGCUGUCCGAGGCCAUGGCUCCAAUGGACGUCUUCGACAUGUGCUACAAGAGGACUGAUAUCAUCCUCAACGCACUCACCCGAGUCCUUCCCACCAAGGAGCGCGGCGAGCUACUCGUUAACGCGUUCCUACUCCGCGUCGACUGGCUCCAUCGGGUACUGCAUGUCCCAACCUUCCUCAGUCAGUGUCGUGACCUCUGGGCACUCCCACAAGACCGCGUCGUGUACGAGAUCUCAAUGCCUUUCCUCGCCAUCUACUUAGUGGUCAUAACCCAGCUUGGUCUCCAUUUCAUGGACUCGGCGGAGACCGGCAAACACUUUAGCCCAGAGGAGGUUUCGGGUCUCUCGGACAUCUGGUACGCGGCCGCGCGUUCUGCACAGUGGGCGAGUGACUUUAUGGGGACCCACACCCUGGAGAACCUUCAAGCCACGAUUCUGAUGACCGUCUUGAUGAACAACCGCGACCGCGCGGACGCGGCGUGGGCCCUCCUUGGUGCCGCCAUCAAGAUUGCGCAGGGCCUCGGCAUUUCGCGUCUUGGAGCGGAGCAGCAGAGUGUCGAAGGACGCCCUCUGCCAAUGUGGAAGGGACGCUGGGAGAGCCUCAUCCAGCGCGAAGUCGGCCGCCGCAUCUGGUGGCAGCUCGUUUUCCUCGACUGGUCGCUGGCGCCGAGUUACAACUACGCGAGCAGUAUCCAGCCUGACCAGAUCAAGACGGCCCUACCUGCGAACAUUGAGGACGAGGACCUUGUCGACGACCAGCCUCUGCGCCCACAGCCCGUCAACGUGCGCACGCGUAUGUCGUUCCAGCUCGCCAAGCUCAAGUUUGCCGAGAUCAGCCAACGCCAGAUUUGGCAGGCCAACAAUAACAACCACCCGCCGUACUCGUUCAUCCUCAGUGUCGACCGCGAGCUGCGCAAGGCCAUGCUCGAGCUUCCGGCCUUCUUCCAGCCGGACGGCUCGGCGUCCAUUCCCCAGGACGCGUCCUCAGACCCCAAGAAGCUAGUCGAGCACUACGAGAAGAUCACCCUCAGUCUCGCGAUCCACUCGCGCAUGUUGCGUCUUCACCGCCCGUGGCUGUCGCGCGGCUACGAGGAUGAACGUUUCGCGUACUCUAAGGAGCAAUGCAUCCGCGCUGCACGGGCUUCGCUCCGCAUGAUGUCGGACGACAGCGGCGUCGCGCGCUUCCUCGAGAAGUGGUGGAUCCCGCUCUUCUAUGUCACGGUCUCGGGCAUGGUUGUCAUAAUCGACUUGUUGAAGACGACUCGUCGUGAAAUGAAGUCCAAGACGUACGAGGAGAAGGUGGCCGAGGUCAAGGGCGCGCUCAACCAGAUGCGCCAGAUCGAGUCGUCCGUGCCAGCACGUGCGGCGGUCAAGGUCAUGGACUUCUUGAUGAGCGAGGUUGAAGAGAGGCGGCGGCCCUCGGGCUCUAUCGCAGGACAGAAGCGAAAGAUCAUGCACGACGGUGAUGUGGCUGGCGACGAUGAGGAGCAUAACCUCCAGCGCGCAGUCAAGCGCCUCAUCCGCCAGGCCCAACUCGAGACGGACAGCCCGGUGUCCAACGGCGCCACGUCCUUCGUCUCGCCGUCCUCGGAAAACAUGAACAACCCGAGCCCCAGCAAAGGGGACCCGACUCCAGAGCGGCCAGUGUUCGGCGCGUACCCGAUGCCCUCAUCUCAGACCAACCCUCCCCAGGCUCCGCAGCCAGGCAUGGGUGACGGCACGCCUGCGCAGGCAAUGUUCCAAGGUCAGCUCGGGAUGCCGAACCAGAUGCAGGGCGGCUUCAACUUCAACGUCGACCCGAGCAGCGCCAACGCGGGCAUGUUCGGCAACCUGCCGAACCCCAGCUUCCAACAAGGUUCGCAACUCGACCCAACAGUCGAGUCGAUGCUCGCGUCCUACUUCCCGCCGCCCCAGACGAGCUCCCACCAGGGCGAGCUUGGUCCGGCUGGCGUCGCGCAGGUGCCAGACGACUUCCUGAGCCGCGUAUUCAGCUUCUCGUGGGACAACAACAGCAACAGCCAGAAUCAGAGCAAGAACCAGAACCCACAAACGAGUAGCCAGCAGACGCCGCUAACGACGUCGACGGGCUCGACGCCGAACCAGCAACAGAUAAAUCUCGGCAACGGGCCCGUUCCUGGGAUGCUGCAACAGCCGCGUCGCCAGGACUCGAUUCCGGAAUACGGCGCGUUUGACUGGCAGACACACAGCUGGAUGGCGUAA